AUGACCUCAGUUUCAGAAUCCGAGUUGGAAACUGAGGCUAAGAAAGAGCAGUUUGAGGUAGUGCUUGAACCCGAUGACCCGGAAAACGUCGAAACCCAAAUGCGAAAUGCCAACAAGUGGUUCGUUGCGCUGCUGGUGACGGUCACAUCCGCGGAUAUCACAAUGACCUCUUCGUGCUGGUCGCUCGCGCAGGCCGACAUCAGGCGACGCUUCCACAUCUCGCGCGAGCUCUCGGUGCUGGGGCUUUCACUGUACAUCUUCGGCAUGGGCGUCGGCCCUCUGCUGCUGAGUCCGCUCAGUGAGCUAUACGGGCGCAAGCCCACGUUCAUCUCCUCACUUUCCCUGAGCAUCUGCUUCCUCUUCCUAACGGCCUGGGGCCCCAACAUCGGGGCGGUUUUCGUGGGCCGGUUCCUAUCCGGUUUCUUCGGCAGCGCGUUCCUCAGCGUGGCAGGAGGCGUCAUCAGCGACAUGUUUUCCAAGCACCAGAUCGGCAUUCCCAUGACCAUCUACACCACAGCGGCCUUCACGGGCCCAGCCAUUGGGCCUCUGAUCAGUGGAGCUCUCUCCAAGCACUCAUACCGCUGGACAUUCGUUGUAAUGAUCAUCGAAUCGGCCCUCUUUUUGGCGCUUUUCGUGGUGGCCUUCAAAGAAACCUACAAACCCGUUCUUCUGCUGCGCAAAGCAAAGCGGCUGCGCGAAGAAACCGGCGACGACCGCUACUGCGCGCCUCUGGAGCGUAUUCGCCGAGAAACCUCGCUCCCUAAGGCUAUCUUACUCUCGGCAAGUCGGCCUUUUGGGCUUCUGACACGCGACCCGAUGAUGGGCGUCCUCUGUUUUUAUACAGGCCUGACCCUGGCUAUCAUCUACAUGUUCUUCAUUGCAUUUCCUUUAGUUUUUGGAUCUUUAUACUCCUUCACAACAAUGGAAUUAGGUGUAUCCUAUAUGGGCAUGCUGGUAGGGAUUGUGUUGGUGGCGCCCACCAGCCUGUGGUUUCAGCGGCGCUAUGCACAGAAGGUUAUCAACAGCGGCGGCCAGCAAGUGCCGGAACUGAGAUUCGAACCACUAUUUUACGGAGCAUUUCUGACGCCCAUUGGUCUGAUGAUAUUCGCUUGGACUAGCUACAGCCACGUACACUGGAUCGCGCCCAUCAUUGGUACCGCUGUUUUUGGAGCUGGUGUCUUUUUCGUCUUCACAGGCGUCUUUAACUACACCGUCGAUGCUUUCAGGCUUUAUAGUGCAUCGGCCAUGGCCUGUAAUUCUUUUGUGAGAUCAAUGAUGGCAGGAGUCUUUCCCUUGUUCACCACCCAGAUGUACGAGGGCAUGGGUGUCAAUUGGGCCAGCUUUCUGUUGGCCAUGGUUUCUAUUGCUAUGAUCCCAGUGCCGUUUCUGUUCACGCGGUACGGAGCAUACCUUAGAUCAAAAAGUCCAUAUGCUUGGGAUUAA
This is a messenger RNA of Lachancea thermotolerans CBS 6340, 1443 nucleotides long. It is a transcript of the gene YHK8, whose product is annotated as Yhk8p. Gene Ontology annotation, biological process: transmembrane transport. The record is from RefSeq and is a predicted model, not a curated record. Gene Ontology annotation, molecular function: transmembrane transporter activity. Gene Ontology annotation, cellular component: membrane. NCBI's taxonomy places the organism in Eukaryota, Fungi, Ascomycota, Saccharomycetes, Saccharomycetales, Saccharomycetaceae. The transcript has a single exon. Bases 1 to 1443 code for a protein of 480 amino acids.